Molecule: messenger RNA, 274 nt
Organism: Zychaea mexicana
Lineage: Eukaryota; Fungi; Mucoromycota; Mucoromycetes; Mucorales; Lichtheimiaceae
Exons: 2
Coding region: 26-274 (82 amino acids)
Source: RefSeq, a predicted model, not a curated record
CCCGUCUAUGCCGUCUAUGCCAUCUAUGCCUUCUGUUCUACCAUGUCGUCGUUUGCUGUUCUGUUUCGUGCUGCGUAGUGACCUUGUUCGGUCAUCGUUUCUUUUUCUGCCUGGUGGGUUUGGGCUCAUGGUUGUUGGGCGAUCGUUUCUUAGCGUAUGUCUGGUUCUCGGCUUUGGUGGUCGUCUCGGCCACGGUGCUUUGGUGUGUCUGGCGGUCGCCGCCUUCGUCAGGCGAUGGGGUGCGGCCCGGACAUCUCAGUGGAUGGUUUCUUGA